CAGGUUUCCCGCAGCAAUCUGGCUAUGGAAUGCAACCGCAGCCUCAACAAUUUCCACAGCAGCCUCAGGUUCAACAACAGCAACAGCCAUAUGGAGGCUGGCAGCAACAACAAGGACCGUCAAGUCCAUAUGGUGGCUACGGAACACCGUCGGGCUAUGGAUCGGGAUCGAUGAGCCCUCAGAUGACGGGCAUGCCAUAUUCUAAUGGUUAUGGCGGUGGUUUAGCUCAACAGUAUCCACAGCAGCAACAAUACAGUGGAUAUUCUUCACCACAGUACAGCGAUGCGAGUUAUCCAGGUUUCGGUGGACAGCAAGGAUAUGCGCAGCCCCAACCUCAACCCAACGUGUCGGAAUUUGAUCCCUUGAGGUCCCAGUCACAAGCUUCAUCAUCCAACCCGGGUCCGGGGCCCUCAGGUGAACCUCAUCCUCGAGAGUACAUCCGUACACACAAACAAGAACUCGAGAUGUGGGAUAACGUGAGCUGGAGACAAGCGCUGAACUCUUUUGACUCGCUACGUGUUGCUUGGGAGUCGCAUAAGAGUCAAGUCGGGAUGCGUCUUCAGCAGGGAGGGUAUUAUCUGGGUCCUGUUGAGGGACAAAGGCUACAAGACCUGCAAAAGCAGGCUGAUCAUAAUAUUGACACCGUUACUGCCUCGCGGGUGCAGAUGCAAGAGGUUCUCUCAGGCUAUCGUCACUCGGCGGACCUUGCAAGCAAGAACCGCGUGCGAGAGUCGCUUAAUGCCGCUUUGACGGGUCUACCAGAUUGGCCUCCGCAAAAUUGGUAGCACAAUUCCGUAUUUGCGUAUUCUCCUUCUGCCCAACUCGGUUUGUAUUCUCUGUCCUCACAAUAAUUGUACGUCAUGGUCUCGGGAAUGUUGUAUCCUUUGUUGUCUCUGUCGUAUUCGGUCGACACUCACCAACUCAAACU
This is a messenger RNA of Fomitiporia mediterranea MF3/22, 928 nucleotides long. RefSeq lists its product as uncharacterized. The coding region runs from base 30 to 785 and encodes 251 amino acids. The transcript has 4 exons. The record is from RefSeq and is a predicted model, not a curated record. NCBI's taxonomy places the organism in Eukaryota, Fungi, Basidiomycota, Agaricomycetes, Hymenochaetales, Hymenochaetaceae.